CCUGUGGAAGAUACUUGCUUUCUACCAAUCCAUAACCAGACAUUUGAAUAUGCAGCUCUGGUUGCUUCCCUUCGGUAUCCGCCUUUGCGAUCGCGAUAUGAUUGGCUGUCGGCCUGAAGAUCACGGGAUCGACUCUGGCCCGAAAUCGCGCCGAAUCUUCAGAAAUUCUAGGACUCCCCUUCACGCCGCCGCCUGCGCUCUGGUCGCAGCAUCCAUCAAGAACCCGACCGUGGUUGCUGUCAAUACGUCCCACUCCGCUUCCUGUCCCUGAGUCGCUAAAUUCUAUUACAAUGGCCCAUCGCAUAAUAACACAAGUCGUCUUCACUGGCGUUCGAAUCAUAGGUCGCGCCGUUUCCGAAUCGUACCGUCAAGCUGCCGCAUCCCAGAAAUAUGCCGCUGCGGGCCAGAAAACUGGUGGUGGCUUCUCAUCAUCGACCAUCACCAUGGAUGAAGCUUGCAAGAUUCUGAACGUCGGGCCCUCGAAAAUGGGACAAAUAGACGAAGCCUUUGUCACGGAGAGAUUCAAACGGCUAUUCGACCUAAACGAUCCCAAGAAGGGUGGCAGCUUCUACCUGCAGAGCAAGAUCUUGCGAGCGAGAGAGCGCAUUGAGCGUGAAGUACAAGGGUUCAAGCAGAUGGCAGAGAGGGAACAGGAAUUAUCAGAAGGGUUCAAGCCUAAGUGGACGAAAGAUUCCAAAUGAGAUGGAUGACGCAGAAGUGAUGCGACUGCACAUACCCGUUCGAUCGGCGAGCCCUGGCCAUAAACAGCAGACCGUGAUAUUCUGUUUUCCUGCAGGCAUUAGAUGGCGUUUGGAUAAAGGCAUAGCAUUGGGCGUGGCGCUGGUGGAGAGUUUCGGCCAUGGCCCUGAGUGUGCCCGCAAGAGAGGCAUGCAGUGACCACGGGGAUUCUCCACUCUCCGCUGUAUAUAGGUCCUAUUUCCAUGGGCUUUGUAUUAUAUACUGUACCAUCGCGCUUCUAGAACCAAGAGCGACAUGCUGCUCAAAUGCAUAGUUCCAUCAAGUCAGGAU
This is a messenger RNA of Paraphaeosphaeria sporulosa, 1029 nucleotides long. Its product is annotated as mitochondrial import inner membrane translocase subunit tim16. The transcript is spliced from 2 exons. Gene Ontology annotation, cellular component: TIM23 mitochondrial import inner membrane translocase complex. Bases 291 to 701 code for a protein of 136 amino acids. Gene Ontology annotation, biological process: protein import into mitochondrial matrix. The record is from RefSeq and is a predicted model, not a curated record. Lineage: Eukaryota; Fungi; Ascomycota; Dothideomycetes; Pleosporales; Didymosphaeriaceae.